GUUUUAUUUGAAUACUACAUUUAAAAAUCAAAGUAUUAAUUUAUAAAUGAGUAAUUAUCAAUACAUUUACAAUUAAUUAGCAUAUUCUCAAAAAGCAAGCCAUAGGUGACUGUGGUAAGAAAGGAAUUCCACCAGGAGUAAUGGGUAACGGGCAAUAAAUCGCCCCGUAGAAAAUAAUGUGGGAACAUCUAGGAUACAAUCAUUGAGAAACAAAUGGGGCAUGAACUGUGUAAAAGCCAAAUGACUUCAGGCAUGUCAUACAUCAAAGCAAACAGCCUGGUGAGGAGAAGUGCAUCAUGGGACAAACCAGCACCCCUCUCUCAGUUGGCAGGAGGGCAUUUGGGGAAACAAAAUUGAGAGGGUCACAAAACUACACAUUAACCGACGCAGCCCAGUGUGGUGAGUUGCAUUAUGGGUAACGUAGUUGUAUCGUGAUGUCACGUCAGAACACAUGUUCAUUAAUAGGCAAAAAAAAAAAAAAAAAAAUGGGUGUGUGACAUAUCAAAACACUCAACACGGUGUGAAUUACAGCUCAAGGGGCAUCAAACAGCGAAAUAUGCCAAAUCUGCAAACUCUGGCAACACUGUUAUGUGAAAUGCCAAAAUGUGACCAGUAACGUAGUGAUAUUACUGAUCCCACUCCAUCAGAAAAUAAACACGGAUACACUGUCCAGAACACGACAUGAGAUUGUCCUCUCAGCAAAACAAGCAUUCCGAUUUUCAUUUUUAUGGUACAGCUAAUAAAGAGGUGGAGGCUUACUGCAUAUUCUUAAUAAUGGCAGGUUAUUGCAGUUGUGUCCGCUAGGGGCGCCUCGAGACUGCAGGCUGCAGUCCAAAUGGUUUCACACGCCCUACAGUUUCGUAUAAAACCGCACUGCAUCCUGUAAGCCAGAGUGGCUCAUACACCCUUUGUAGUGCAGCUGUAUUUCCAGUAGGGAGGUAUUUGGCAUUCAUCCAUGGAGUAAACCGGCAUAAACUGCAGAGUUGCACCUCAGCACCCCUUUACCUCCUCACACAGUCUGAAGAGACCGAGAAAGUGAGAAACCCAGCUCAGCUCCAGCACUGCAGACAGACAUGGCCACUAGCACAGAGUCGGCGUGGGCGGACCAGAGUGCCUUCGAUUAUGAUUAUGAGACUGUGCAAACCACCGGUCUGAUUCUCGCCGUGGUAAUGUUUGUAUCCGGAAUCCUCAUAGCCCUGAGUCGAGUCCUAUGGAACGGCUUCCGUCCCCCCAAACAGAGGUUCCCACACAGUCAGUAUAGAGACUAUGCCUUUGGAGAAGAACAUCAGAAGAGCUGCAUGGGAUCGGUCGGAUUUGAAGGCUUCUCAGUUUCUUUCGUCGGACAUGUCAGAGUUUGUUCAGGAUUUUUGUUGUAGCAGGUUGUUCCUUAUCUAAUUGUUUUACACUUAAUACUCAUCGAUUGAUUGAUUGUUUGUCCUGCACAGGGUUCUUAAUGCACAUAUACAGGUGAAUGAGUGAGUGGGAUCCCAUUUUUCUUUCAUUUGUCUGAUAUUUAGUCUAUGAAACUUCCUCCUCUUGUCCUAUUUUCAUGUUUUCGAUACCUCCAGCUUGAUCAGCAUGACUCCUUCUGUAUAUAUAUAUCCUAAAGUUUAAGCUGUCAUACUAACAGCAUUAUUUAUUUGGGAAUAAUAUGAUAUGAUGAUACCCAAAUAUAUGCAGGAGAAUACUCCUUAUAACCUUCAACCCAAGGCUUCUACUAAAGAACAACGCUUGGAUUCUGAUACAUAUGAUAAGCAUGUAAAAAAAAAAAAAAUUGGACAUUUUGUUCAAUAACAUGACAGCAUUGAAAUCAGCUUGAAAUCAAGAAUCGUCAUGAUAUCCAUAAUCCUAAGCCAAAUAAAUGAAUUAAACAAAAGUUGUGCACCUCGAUUAAAGAAAACAAAACCACAAGUUUGAAAAGCACAUUUCUUUUUUUAAUGCCAUUGCAGAAGCUUGAACUGUUUCAUUCAUUACGUCAAUGUGAUACAUUCGAACAGGACCUUUUGUUUUUAUUUUUUUGCAGUGUUGAUGUCGUUUAUUAAACUAUCAUUUUAUUAAAGAAAAAUACAGAACAAGUA
Messenger RNA from Silurus meridionalis, 2078 nucleotides. It is a transcript of the gene fxyd7, whose product is annotated as FXYD domain containing ion transport regulator 7. The record is from RefSeq and is a predicted model, not a curated record. The transcript is spliced from 5 exons. Gene Ontology annotation, cellular component: membrane. Gene Ontology annotation, molecular function: sodium channel regulator activity. Gene Ontology annotation, biological process: regulation of sodium ion transmembrane transporter activity. NCBI's taxonomy places the organism in Eukaryota, Metazoa, Chordata, Actinopteri, Siluriformes, Siluridae. Bases 1074 to 1376 code for a protein of 100 amino acids.